Molecule: messenger RNA, 2082 nt
Organism: Penicillium concentricum
Lineage: Eukaryota; Fungi; Ascomycota; Eurotiomycetes; Eurotiales; Aspergillaceae
Product: AMP-dependent synthetase/ligase
Exons: 5
Coding region: 1-2082 (693 amino acids)
Biological process (GO): lipid metabolic process
Cellular component (GO): cytosol
Molecular function (GO): acetoacetate-CoA ligase activity
Source: RefSeq, a predicted model, not a curated record
AUGGCGCUGACUCCUGUGCCCCGGAAGUUGUGGCAGCACUCAGACCCAGCAUCAACGUCGAUGGGUCGUUUCCAGCGGGCGUUAGAGAAAAGGACAGGAUGCAAGUUCGAUUCAUUCUAUGAUCUCUACCUCUAUUCUGUGAACAACCGAUCUGUCUUUUGGGAUUCCUGCUGGAGAUACUUGGAGAUCAUCCAUGAAGGUUUCUACACGAAGGUGAUAGAUGAGCAGGCACGAAUGGAUAGUGUGCCAGAGUGGUUCUCUGGCGUGCGGCUCAAUUUCGCAGAGAAUAUACUGUUCUCGCGCCUUGCAGGAGACAAAACGGGUAAAGAAGACUCUAAGAUCGCCGUGACUGAGGUCCGAGAGGGCGCAGCGGAUCGGCCGAUCAACCUUUCGUGGGGAGAAAUGAGACGAAGGGUUGGUGUGCUAGUCCAGGCUAUGCGAGCUAAUGGAGUCCGCCGCGGUGAUCGUAUCGCAGUGUGCGCAGCUAACAGCAUCGAAACGCUACUCAUCUUCCUUGCGUCGGCCGCACUCGGAGCCAUCUUCACAUCGAUGUCAAGCGAUCUAGGCUUGAAGGGAAUUUUGGACCGGAUACUCCAGACCAAGCCUCGCUGGCUCUUUAUGGAUGAUUGGGCAGUCUAUAACGGGAAGUCAAUCGACCUACGCCCCAAAAUGACUAGCAUUGCCCAGAACAUGCAGUUAAUUCCUGAGUUUGAGGGGGUUGUAUCACUGCCGCGGUUUACGCCACAGCCAGCGGAUGUCAGCCAGGUUCCGAACGCUUGCCUACUAUCUAGCUAUCUCGAAAAAGCCAGACUGAGAAACGACGCCAUUCAGUUUGAGCGGGUUGACUUCAGAGAUCCUUGUGUCAUAGUAUACUCAUCCGGUACGACGGGUCCGCCAAAAUGCAUCGUCCAUUCCGUGGGCGGGGUGCUCUUGAAUGGACGCAAAGAAGGCGAGUUACAUAUGGAAUUAGGCCCAGAGAGUGUUGCACUGCAGUACACAACCACUGCCUGGAUUAUGUAUCUACUUGGAGUCCAGGCGCUGAUGUUCGGAUCAAGAGUGAUCCUCUACGAUGGCAGCCCAUUCUUACCGGAUGCUACAGCUUUGGUCAGGCUAGCAGCGCAGGAGAGGGUAACACACCUCGGAAUAUCGCCGCGGUGGCUCCAUGAACUCCAGCGAGCAGAUAUCAAACCACGGGAGCUUGUAGACCUAAGCUCUCUGCAGGUAGUGUCGAGCACCGGCUCAGUAUUACGGGACGAAUUGUUUGAGUGGUUCUACGACGUCGCAUUUCCACCAUGUACCCGUCUCAACAACAUUGCUGGAGGCACCGAUAUUGCGGGUUGUUUUGGGAUAAGCAAUCCGCUUGGCCCUGUGUAUGUUGGAGGAUGCGCUGGAUACAGCCUAGGCGUCCCCGUGGAUGUGUAUGACUCCGCAGUCGAAGGGGCUGAGGGCAUCCAGGGAGUCCCAGUGGAAGAUGGUGCUCCAGGAGAAUUGGUGGCCACUGCAGCCUUUCCUAACCUGCCAACCCAUUUUUGGGGAGAUGAUAGCGGAAAGAAAUACCACGACGCAUAUUUUGCGAGAUUCGACAAUGUCUGGAACCAUGGAGACUUCGUGUCAAUCUGCCCCUCCACCAAACAACUUCUAUUCCAUGGCCGCGCUGACGGCGUGCUGAAUCCUUCGGGUGUGCGCUUUGGAUCAUCUGAGAUCUACCGGGUAAUAGAAGCUGAGUUCACUGGCGAGAUUGCCGACUCGCUCUGUGUCGGUCAGCGAAGACCAACCGAUACCGAUGAGCGAGUUAUGUUAUUUUUGCUCAUGAAGGUUGGAUCUCCUUUGACGCCGGUCCUGAUCUCCCGCGUAAAGACCGCUAUUCGAGAACAUCUAAGUCCCCGCCAUGUUCCAAUGUUCAUUUUUGAGACACCUGAAAUCCCGACCACGGUCAAUUUGAAAAAGGUUGAGCUGCCUGUGAAGCACAUUGUUUCUGGCAAACGCGUUAAGCCAUCGGGGACCCUGCUCAACCCGCGGAGUUUGGAAUUUUACUAUAGAUUUGCAGAGGUCGAGAAUCUAUUCCGCGAGAGUAAGCUCUAA